AUGCACACUGUACGUACAUUGGUUGCUAUUGCGGUUGUUCGUGGGUGGGUUCUUUAUCAGCUUGAUGUGAAGAACGCCUUUCUUCAUGGGGAGUUAAAAGAGGAGGUUUACAUGACUCCUCCUCCCGGCCUUGUGUGUCUCCGUGGUUUUGUUUGCCGUCUUCGACGUAGCUCUCUAUGGUCUCAAACAGUGCUCCACGUGCCUCGGUUUGAGAGAUUCAAAGACCGUCGCUUAGGGUCGGCCGGUUUUACUCGAGCAUACAUGAUCUGGCAGUCUUCGUACAUACUUCACCUCGAGGUCGUACCAUUCUCCUUCUGUCCGCUUCGAUACUUCUUGGGCAUUGAGAUCACUUCCCAUCCUGAUGGCUAUCGUUUAUCUCAGCAGCGUUACACUCUAUAUCUCCUUGCUCGAUCUGGUUUGACAGAUACUCGUACUGCUGCUACACCGAUGGAGUUACAUUUGCAGGUUCGUGCGUCUGAUGGGAUCCCCUUAUCUGAUCCUUCUCGCUAUCGCCAUCUUGUUGGCAGUUUGGUAUACUUAGCCAUCACACGUCCUGACAUUUCUCAUGCUGUUCACAUUCUCAGUCAGUUUGUUGUGGCCCCCACUUCUGUUCACUAUGGUCAUCUUAUCCGGGUGUUGCGCUAUCUUCGUGGCACUGUCUUGCGUGGUCUAUUCUAUUCACGUCAGUCCACUCUUCAGUUACAGGCUUAUUUUGAUGCUACUUGGGCUAGUUCUCCUAAUGAUCGAGUUUCUGUCACUGGCUACUGUAUAUUUCUUGGGUCUUCCCUUGUUGUUUGGAAGACCAAGAAACAGAAUACUAUUGCCAAGUCCAGUGCUGAGGCUGAGGUUCGUGCAUUAGCGUCUACUGUCCAGGAGGUCCGUUGGCUUCAUUCGAUUCUGUAG
Molecule: messenger RNA, 903 nt
Organism: Dioscorea cayenensis subsp. rotundata (Guinea yam)
Lineage: Eukaryota; Viridiplantae; Streptophyta; Magnoliopsida; Dioscoreales; Dioscoreaceae
Exons: 2
Coding region: 1-903 (300 amino acids)
Source: RefSeq, a predicted model, not a curated record